AUGAUAUCCCUCUUUCUUGCUUCUCUUUCUUCCCUUUCCCUGGCCGCAGCUACCACUCAAUACUGCCCCCUGACUGGCCCUCUCUUUGUCCCCCCACGGAAUCUUUCUGCUGCCUCCUUUUCUUCUGCCGCCGACAACUUCACCUCCACCGUCAAGGACAGUCUCAGCAGCGGCACCUCGCCUCUUGGGCCUCUCCCGAUCAAUACCACGACGUUUUCCGUGCAGUUCUUCUCUGCGCAUUCAGAUGAGCCUCUCUUUCAAUAUGACCACACGGCUCCGUCUGUUGCCAAUGGCUCCGUGGGCUCCAAGCUCUCCUCGGCAGACAGCGUCUAUCGUCUCGGCAGCGUGUCCAAGCUGCUCACCGUGUUGACUUGGCUCGUCCAUGAUGGGGAUCAUCACUGGUCGAACGCCAUCACCGACUUGGUUCCCGAGUUGCUCCAAGCCAAAGGAGAUAUCGUCGAUAAGGUGGACUGGGAGUCCGUCACGGUUGGCGAUCUUGCGAGCCAGUUGGGCGGGGUUCCACAUGAUUAUGCGUUUGGCGAUCUCUACGGUAUCCUGGGCGAUGAAGCCCUGCUGUACGGUUUCCCCCCUCUGGCAGAGAAGAACAUCCCCCCCUGUGGACUGGGCGAGGGUGUGUGGGAUCAAGAAGCGCCGUGCAACAGAACAGAAUUCCUCGACGGAUUCAGAAACGAACCCCCCUCAUACGCCCCCGCCUCAUAUCCCGCAUACUCGAACGGCGCGUACGAACUGCUCGCCUUUGCCCUGGUGAGGAUCACCGGCAAGCCGUUUGAAGAGCUGUUCGAUGAAGCUCUCGUGCAGCCGCUGGGUCUGAACUCGACCUUCUAUUCGAUGCCGAAUGACACGGACAUUGGCAUCAUUCCCGGGAAUCAGACCACCAGCGGUUGGAACUUUGACCUGGGCAGUGGAACUCCGUUCGGCGGGAUCUACUCGAGCACCCACGAUCUCGGCGUCAUUGGCCGCGCCAUCCUCCAGGCCACACGGCCGAUCUCCAACUCCAGCGCCGCCUCGUUGAACAUGACCUCUGCCACUGCCCGCCGCUGGCUCAAACCUCACAGCUUCGCCAACAGUCUGCACGGCGCCGUCGGGGCCCCCUGGGAGAUCUACCGCUGGGAGAUGCCCACCAUCCCGCACGCGGUCGACGUGUACACCAAAUCCGGAGACGGGGGUUACUACGCGGGCAUCCUUGCCGUCAUUCCCGAAUGGGAGGUUGGGUUCAGCAUCCUCGCCGCCGACGAGACAGCUCCCGUGGACAGCGUCUUGGUCCUGGCGAAUCUCCUGGCCGAGGCGUUUUUCCCGACCUUGCAUUCCAUCGCGCAGAACGAGACUGCCCGCCUCUUUGCAGGCCGGUACGCUGCAAACAGCACCACCGGGUUGAACUCGAGCAUGGUCUUGUCCAGCUCCGCCGAUGCUCCGGGCAUUGGAGUCGACGAGUGGAUCAGCAACGGGACCGACUUCAUCGCCGCUUUCACUGAAAUGGAGGAAUACCAAAGCACCAGCGUCCGCCUGUACCCGAUGAACCUGUACACCCCCCCGUCGACGAACGGUGACUUCCAAAUCGCUUUCCGCGCCGUCUAUACCGGUCAGGGACAGGACUACCCGCGUUCUUCUUCCUUGAUCUGGCCCCAGUGUCAGGCGUGGACGGAUAUCGAUAACAUGCGUUAUGGAAAUAUCGGAUACGACCUCGUGGUCAUCACGCUGAGCGAGAGCGAUGGAGUCUUACACCAGGCUGAGAAGGUGGAGGCCAGGAUGCUCCAGGGGGUGUAUUAUAGGGAAUAG
Molecule: messenger RNA, 1797 nt
Organism: Penicilliopsis zonata CBS 506.65
Lineage: Eukaryota; Fungi; Ascomycota; Eurotiomycetes; Eurotiales; Aspergillaceae
Exons: 4
Coding region: 1-1797 (598 amino acids)
Source: RefSeq, a predicted model, not a curated record